AUGGAUCAGAACGUCCAAAUAACUUUUUACACGAAAUCCAAACAGUAUUCUGUUCCCUCCGCACCGAUUGCAGUACCACAACACACGACUGUUGAAGAACUCAAUAAUUUAGUCAAAGUUCUGCUAGAUGAAACCAGAGAGUCUAGGACAUAUCCGGAGUUUACGUUCCUCGUGGACAAUUUGAUUCUAACUUCAACUCUGCAUGAAUACCUAUCAGAAAAAGAAGUUAUAUCUGAAACCAUUGACAUUGAGUUUUGUCCAAAACAAGAACCACCAAAAUACGAAAGAGAAUAUGUACAGGAUGACUUGAUCAGCUGUGUCAAACGCUGUGAUAAUUACAUUCUAACAGGUGGUUACGAUGGUACAUUGCAUAUAUGGAGCUUGGAUAGCAAAAGUGCCAUAUUAUCUAUGGAGUUGGAGGAAAAGGUUAAAUGUGUAGAAUGGCUCAGUCUCGAUCAAACCAAAAAUGAGGCGGUUUUUGUAACUGGCGGUUUUGACCAAACAGCUCAGAUAUGGCACUGGGAUCUUAGUUCAAAUAAAGUUAAUUGUAUUGCUGUUUGUCGUGGACAUUCUGAAACUGUGAUGACCGCAGCCUCACGCUUCUCUAAUAAUUCUGAUACUCAUACAACACAUUUCGCUACAGGAUCUUGGGAUACAACAAUCAAAAUAUGGUCGGCAGGGAUUGAACCUACAGAUCUGUCUGAAGAAACAGGUGGUAUUGUACAUGUGAGGAAAUCGACUAGCAAAACACCUACUAGAAUCCCGUUAUUCACCUUAGCGGGACAUCGGGAAACUGUCACACGCAUUUGCUGGUUACCUUCCACUCUUACUAAUGAUAGCGAAAUAAAGCCUGGUGGAAACCAGCUACUGUCUAUCAGUUGGGAUCAUAGUCUACGUAUUUGGGAUUCACCUUUAGUACUCUCUGGAUUUCAAGGACACACAGGCUGGUUGACUUCAGUUGCUUGGGCACCUCAUAGACAAGAUCAGUUUAUAUCUGGAUCAAUCGAUCGUAGUGUUCGUUUAUGGGAUACACGUAAUCCUCGUUCCUCUCUAUAUGACUUAAUGGGACAUGCUGAUAUUGUGACAGAUGUUGAUUGGGCGCCUGCAAUUAAAUUACUUACUAAUGAUAAACCUAUACAUUAUAUCUUAAGUUCAUCAGCUGAUUCUACUGUAAAAGUUUAUCAUUAUCCAGAGUGA
Messenger RNA from Schistosoma mattheei, 1197 nucleotides. The record is from the annotation of a GenBank genome assembly. Lineage: Eukaryota; Metazoa; Platyhelminthes; Trematoda; Strigeidida; Schistosomatidae.